Aspergillus luchuensis is the source of this 600-nucleotide messenger RNA. RefSeq names its product GLTP domain-containing protein. Gene Ontology annotation, biological process: intermembrane lipid transfer; ceramide transport. Gene Ontology annotation, cellular component: cytosol; cytoplasm; membrane. The coding region runs from base 1 to 600 and encodes 199 amino acids. Gene Ontology annotation, molecular function: ceramide 1-phosphate binding; ceramide 1-phosphate transfer activity. Lineage: Eukaryota; Fungi; Ascomycota; Eurotiomycetes; Eurotiales; Aspergillaceae. The record is from RefSeq and is a predicted model, not a curated record. The transcript is spliced from 4 exons.
AUGUCUGCUACCUGGUUCGACCAACAGAAGAGGUCCUUCGCGGACGUCAAGAUCGAUGCUGCCAACGACAACGGCAUCUCGACCACUGAGUUCCUUGAAGCUGCCGAGUCCCUCACCACUCUUUUCGAUGUUCUCGGCUCCAAGGCUUUCACUCCUGUCAAGAGUGAUCUGACCAACAACAUCAAGAAAGUCAGGGAGAGGCAGCUGGCUGCCCCCGCUGAGUCUGAGACCCUCCAGGCUCUUGUUGUCAACGAGCUGAAGACCAAGAAGCACGUCGCCUCUGAAGGUCUGCUCUGGCUUGUCAGAGGUCUUGACUUCACCGCCCAGGCCCUCCGCCACAACCUGAACAACGGCAGCACCGAGCUGUCCGACUCCUUCCGUGAAGCCUACGGCAACACCCUCAAGCCCCACCACUCCUUCGUUAUCAAGCCCAUCUUCUCUGCUGCUAUGUCGGCUACCCCCUACCGCAAGGAUUUCUACGCCAAGCUUGGUGAGGACCAGGCUAAGGUUAACGAGUCCCUGAACGCCGAGGUAGUGGCUCUUGAGAAGAACGUCGCCAUCCUGAAGGAGUUCCAGGGCCGUAAGGAGGCGAAGUGGUAG